Vitrella brassicaformis is the source of this 2019-nucleotide messenger RNA. The record is from the annotation of a GenBank genome assembly. NCBI's taxonomy places the organism in Eukaryota, Vitrellaceae.
AUAUCCGGGGAGUGUUGCUGAAUCCGUUAGAGGCGAGUUGAUCAGAUGGCUGUGAACGUCGGCGGCCUUCUUGUUGGCGCCUUGAGUGCAGUGUAAGUCGAAAAGAGAGCAACGCCGACAUCCAUGGGCAUCAAGGUCAUCGUGCUGUGGAUGUUUCUGGCUUGAAACGCUGCAGAUUCAAUGGAUCCUUUGCUGCCGUCAUGAAGUAACUAGGCGCUGGCUGCACUGCAUUCAUCGACGGGGGGACUCAUCUGUGCGUGCUUGGCUCUGAUGCUGCCUGUCUGCCUGGCUGUGUGUGUGUGUGUGUGUGUUUCUGGCUGUCUUACAUUCGCAGGUUCGUCCGUGUGCAGCUGGACGAGAUGGUACGAUCCACCAACGGAGGAAAUGUCAUUCAUUCGCAGCUGCAUUGGCAAUGCCCGUUGUCUGGCCGACCUUCCAGGUGUUCAUGACGUACUGCUGCCUCGGCGUGGCGCUCAGCUCCAUCAUUGCACUGCUGUUCCUGCCCCUCAACGACACGAUUGCGGGUGCGGGAGUGGGUACCAGCCUCGCCUUCACCUCGUAUGGGUUGGCUGCCGGCGCCUUGCUCGUCGGUGCGUUCACCUUCUCCUUCCUAGCUGGUAGGUACGAACCAACCAACCAACCAACCAACGAACGGACAGACAGACAGACAGACAGACAGACAGGCGGCCUCACCCCAUUAGCGAAGAAGCGCAGCGCGUGAGUCGUUCGUUCUCUAUCGUGCUGGCUGUGCCUGUCUGUCUGUGUCAUUCAUAAAUUUCAGUCGCGAAGGCGGGUGUGUCGAUAGGUCAGGGUGUAUGGUGCGGGACGGCCAUCAUCGUGUCUUACCUAUGGGGCACUCUGGCAUUCGGCGACGUCAUUACCAAUGUGCCCCUCAACCUCAUUGGCUUGGUUCUCCUUCUCGUCGGCUCCACGGGCAUCGCUUUCUGCCAGGAGCUGCCCAGAUUGAUGGCGCAGACAUUCACCACCAGCGGCACCACUGCUGGCAGCGGCGCCAACGAGCAGCAGAUGCGGCAAGAGGACUCCAACCAGCGGGAGCCCCUGACACGCGACACAGAUGACGCAGACAGGGGGCGGCCAUCGUCCCCUCAUCAUUCGUCAAGCAAGCUGGUGGGGCUGGGUGUGUCGGUCCUCACUGGGGUGUUCGGCGGUUCCAUCCUGGUGCCCAAGCACUACGUCCCCAAGAGUGCCGACGGGAUUGCCUUUCUGCCGUCAUUUGCCGUGGGUGUGGUGGCCUUCAUGGUGCUAGUCAUGGGCGUCUAUGUGACGGUCAUCACCAAGCGGCGUGUGCAGUGGCAUGUGCAGGCGGCGCUGCUGCCCGGCCUCAUUAGUGGCUGCCUGUGGAACCUCGGCAACAUCUGCUCGAUAGCGGCCAUCCCAAGGCUGGGCUACUCGGUGGCCUAUCCCUUGCUGCAAUGCGCCCUGCUUAUCUCUGGGUCAGUCAGAGUGCGUUGGUGAAGAAAAACGAUGCGCAGCAUAGAAUGGGCAUGGUGUGCUUGUCUUCUUCUCGACUCGACAGGCUGCUGGGCAUUGUGGUGUUUCGCGAGGUGCGGCAGCCGGCGGCCGUGAGCUGCUUCUGGGGCUCAAGCAUUGUGCUCAUCUUGGGCGCCGUGCUGCUGUCACUCUCCAGCCAUCCCAAGUAGCUAGCUGCGAUAUGAACAGACAUGAAGAUAGACAGACAUACAGACAGGCGGAGAUAGUAGACAGAGGGAGAUAGAGGCAGAUAGAGGGAGACAGAGGGAGAGGAGGGGAGCGGUUGGUAAAGAGAUGGAUACUUUCUGCGGUAGCUAGCCUAAGCGCACAGAGGGCUGUGAAGACAAAUGUGAUGUAAUGUGAGGAAGGAAGAGAAGGGCAGCCAUGCUAUCUGAUAUCGAUGUGUGUGAUGUGUAUGUGUAUGUGUGUGUGUGUGACGGUGUGUCUUCUUUUAUACGUCUGUACAGCCCCCCGAGUACCCAUGCGUAGCAUGGGACGCUCGGUCCCUGCGUCAAUCGCUCAAUGCUC